This is a messenger RNA of Phaeoacremonium minimum UCRPA7, 1644 nucleotides long. RefSeq names its product putative pseudouridine synthase 3 protein. Gene Ontology annotation, biological process: mRNA pseudouridine synthesis; tRNA pseudouridine synthesis. The transcript has a single exon. The coding region runs from base 1 to 1644 and encodes 547 amino acids. NCBI's taxonomy places the organism in Eukaryota, Fungi, Ascomycota, Sordariomycetes, Togniniales, Togniniaceae. Gene Ontology annotation, molecular function: pseudouridine synthase activity; RNA binding. The record is from RefSeq and is a predicted model, not a curated record. Gene Ontology annotation, cellular component: nucleus; cytoplasm.
AUGUCGUCCUCACAGGCGAAAGGCCGGGAUUUCAACAAAUGGACCAAAGAAUCGCUGGUAGAGCAUAUCUUACGGCUUGAGAAUGAGCUCAAGAAUCGACCCGCUGAGACGGAAAAGCCUGCCGAAGGAGCCGCUGCCGAGUCUGAGGGACCACUGCCAAAGAGGCAGAAGAGGGAGUUGGACCUGUCAAGGUAUUGCACGCGACUCAUCGCCUUGAAGUUUGCAUACCUUGGCAAGAAUUACAGCGGCUUUGAGUUCACGUCCGGUGGGAAAACACCGUCCAUAGAGGAGGAGAUAUGGAAGGCUUUGCUCACGGCUCGCCUCAUCGCCCCUGAGCGGCCGGAGGAGGUCAACUUCAGCCCCUUCGAGUACUCCAAAUGCGGCCGGACAGAUCGGGGCGUCAGUGCCUUUGGCCAGGUCAUUGGCAUCAGGGUGCGGAGUAGCAAGUUGCGGAGGGUCCAGGCGUCACAAGCGUCCCUCGAGGGCCAAGAGGGCGAGGCUGACGCCGCGGGCGAGGCAUCAGUAGACCCCCAAGCCGAUGAAGACGAUACGCCUCUGCCGGUGGAGGAGGAGAUGGAGUACUGCAAGGUCUUGAACCGUCUGCUGCCUCCAGACAUCAGGAUUUACGCAUGGUGUCCAGUCCCUCCGCCAGAUUUUUCAGCGCGAUUCUCGUGUCGGGAGCGGCAGUACAGAUAUUUCUUCACACUGCCGGCUUUUGCGCCGGUGCCUUCCAGUAUGGAUGAUCAGAAUUCUAGGAAUUUGGUCAAACCCGGUUGGCUAGAUAUCGAGGCCAUGCGAGAGGCGGCUAAGCUUUACGAGGGCCUCCACGACUUCCGGAACUUCUGCAAGGUAGACCCUAGCAAGCAGAUCACAAACUUCGUGCGGCGGAUCUACGAGGCGGACAUAGUUGAGGUAAAAGAUAUCGAUUCAUCCAUACCAUUUCUAUCCGACAGCCAGUUUCGACCCGCGUCGUUAGCCGAGGGAACAUUUCCCAAAGUAUACUAUUUCCACGUCCGUGGCUCCGCGUUCCUCUGGCACCAAAUCCGACACAUGGUAUCCAUACUGUUCCUUGUUGGGCAAGGCCUUGAAUCCCCAUCGGUCGUAAGCGACCUGUUAGACGUCGAGAGAUAUCCUCGGAAACCCAACUAUGUCCUAGCAGACGAUCAACCCCUGGUCCUAUGGGACUGCAUAUUUGGCAGAGAGGGCGAGGAAGGAGAUGACGAUACCUUAGAUUGGGUCUAUGUAGGCCAAGAUGAUGCCGUCAACCUGCACGGCUUCAGGGGCCUGAUAGAUAACCUGUGGGAGACUUGGAGAGAGCGGAAGAUGGACGAGAUCCUGGCCAACCGUCUGCUGGACUGGGUGUUUACAAAGGCAGAUCCGCGUCGGACGGCCGUGUCAAAGAGGAAGCCAACGACGAGUGUGAAGGUUUUCGAGGGCGCCAACUCGGUCAAGCCUUUGGGAAAGUACGUCCCCUUGUCCCAAAAGCACUUUCUGCCAACACCCGAGGAAACCAAUGAUAAGUACGCGCAACGGAAAGGAUUUGCAAAUUCCGAGGAGAUGCGAGCCAGGGGUAACUGGAGAAGCGAGUUGCGUGCCGCGAAGAAAGGUGCUCCGGUAUCAGUGGACGAUGACGCGGAUGAGUGA